AUGGAUGGUGUCAGGCCAUCCCGCCCGGACAAGCCGUACCAGCGCACCUACAAGGCAUGCAUCCCUUGCCGGCAGCGCAAGGCCAAAUGCGACCUAGGAACCGAUUCAGACGGUCUUCCGAUCGGCCCACCAUGCGCGCGUUGCCGUAGAGAGCUGAGAGAGUGUGUAUUUCCCGAGAAACGGGCCUGGGAGAGGUCCCGCAAACGAGCUCGAUCACCUGGGAGCUAUGAGCCCGAUGAAUCACCCCGGCAUGUCCGACAGCUGACGGCAACUUCGCCGGAAGACUCGAUUCGUUCUCAGGGUCGCACUGACUACUCUCGUCGUGCGAGCGACUUGAGCAACCCUACGCCCGAGGCAAACAACUUCCAGCAAUCGCCCAAUCUACAAUCUGGGUGGUCAUAUCCAAAUGGAAUAUCGCCCCCAAAAAAUGGCGCUUUCACUCACAAUGGCGCUGUUGAACCUCUUCAGUCUAAUCAAAAUUUGUCUCAUCCACACGAAACCACCAAGCAUCGAUCAAACUCUUCGCUGUCCAGCUCUAUGAUGCGAACUGUUGUUGCUAGUGGGAAUGACGCAUUGAACAUUCUUUUCGAGGCAGCAACUGCCCAAGAGGAGAGUCACACUGAUGCCAGUCCUGAGUCAGGCAGCGGUGGUCAAUCGACAGGCCCGAGCCAACACCAAACUCCAGGAAAUUACGAUACUGCAUUCGAGCCAGUCACUCGAGUAAUUCGUCCAGUUCAGCUAUCUAGUGCUGCCCAGGAUACCCUCAAUGUAUGGGAGGCAUGUCGGUUCGUCAAAAUGGGCUGGUUCACUGCUAGCGAGGCUGUGACCCUUAUCGACCUGUUCUACAAAAACAUGUCUUGUUUAUCACCUAUUCUCACCGACUUUUACGCUAAUCAUCGCUAUCAUUAUUGGCUGAUCACCCGGGAGCCAGUCCUUUGCUGUACAAUUCUAAUGAUAUCGUCUCGCUAUCAUGUUCUUCCUGGCGCUGGGGGAGAGUCAAGGAAUUUCUUCAUCCACCACCGCCUCUGGCAACAUUGCCAACAACUCACAAUGAGGUUGAUCUUUGGGCAAGAGAAGUCCACCAAGUCGAAAGUGCGAAGUCUUGGUACCGUGGAAGCACUGCUUCUGAUCUCAGAGUGGCAUCCUCGCUCACUGCAUUUCCCGCCCGAAACCGAUGGCUGGGAUGACGAUCUAAUACCAUCAGCACCCAAGUAUCAUGAGAGCAGCGAGUCGAACUCAGCGCCAGCCGGCCGUUGGGUUGAAGACAUGAUCGAGCCAGCUCGACGAUCGGACCAAAUGUCUUGGAUGCUGCUGGGAUGUGCACUAUCUCUCGCCCACGAGUUGGGAAUAUUCGAAACAGAGGAGAGCAGCUCGCCAGCGGAAGAGCCAGAAUGGAGAGAUCAGAUGACUCUCCGUUGGCAGCGUGUACAGCGUCUUCUAUACGUGUACAUCAACCAACUAGCCUGGCGAAUUGGAUGCAUGUCGCCUAUUCCCCAGUCAUUGAACCAUGCUAUUCUUGGUGGGCGAAAGCCACAAGGGCUCAGCCCGCCUGGGAGCACGUGGCUCACAUUCAUGGACUCGUGGAUUGAGCUAACCAAGCUCGCCAAGUCCGUGACUGACAUGUUCUUCCCUUCUGCCGCAUUCGCACGCCAGCAACUGCACAGUGGUCGCUAUGUGGGCCUACUGGAACAUUUCCGACCGCUACUCGAUCAAUGGAAAGACAAGUACCUUCAACCCCAGGUACUUGAUAAGGCAUUUUUCAAUGAUCUUUUUAUUGAAUACCACUUUGUUCGCGUGUACACCCACUCAGUGGGGAUGCAGGCCGUUGUAGAACGUGCAGUGGCAGAGAAUGAUACCAACAACUUCGAGGAGGUACGACCGAUGACCAUCAACCCAACAGACUAUGAAUACAUUCAAGAAGUGAUCGACGGAUGUUGUCAAAUAUUGCAAAAGGUGACCCACCUGGCGGACGCAGACGCGUUGCGAUUUUCACCAGUUCGCAUCGUGCUUCGCAUCACGAGUGCAUCGAUCUUCUUGAUGAAGGCCCUCAGUCUAGGUACCCGGCAAGCAAAACUCCAUGACUCACUUGAGAUCCUAGAAAAAAGCAUCAAGGCACUCAAAUCCAAUGCACUGGAUGAUGUCCACCUCAGCACCCGCUAUGCCACCUUGCUGGAUAUGCAUGUCUCGCGACUGCGCCGGAACCUGCUUGCUUCUUCCAGAACUGUCAAGAAUAGCCGGGGCGCUACGCGCACAUCUUCAAUGGGACCGCCGCACUGGCCGGACUCUGGGAAUCGCUCGCAUGCCAUGAACACCCCGGUAUCACAGGACCUCACGCCAGACCUGGGGCUCAUUCCAUCCCUAAACGAGAUCAGUUCAGAUGACUGGCUUUCUCUGCCUUUUGAUCCAUCCAUGGCCCCCUUUGGGAUGAGCAACAGUGGCCAGUUCCCCAUGUAUGAGGGUGGCGCUUUAGAUUUCAUCUGGAACCUGCCAUCAUGA
Messenger RNA from Penicillium brevicompactum, 2496 nucleotides. RefSeq lists its product as uncharacterized. Gene Ontology annotation, biological process: aromatic amino acid catabolic process; positive regulation of transcription by RNA polymerase II. Gene Ontology annotation, molecular function: zinc ion binding; DNA-binding transcription factor activity, RNA polymerase II-specific. NCBI's taxonomy places the organism in Eukaryota, Fungi, Ascomycota, Eurotiomycetes, Eurotiales, Aspergillaceae. Gene Ontology annotation, cellular component: nucleus. The coding region runs from base 1 to 2496 and encodes 831 amino acids. The transcript has 3 exons. The record is from RefSeq and is a predicted model, not a curated record.